AUGUCCGUCCAGACACACGUGUCCCGUCUAUGCCUUUUCCUGCUUCUCAUGUUCGCAGAGGCCGCGACAGCAUCAUCAUUGUCGCAUCCGCCGGUGCCUGGCGUUGGUUUUAGCCUCACACCAGAUUAUGGAACCGCGGCUAUCUACCUCCAGAACGGGUCCCACGUAGAAGUGGCUCGGAUCGAGGGAAGCCCGGCGUACAAGUCUUUCAUGCGCAAACGCGACAACACAACAUCAAUCGUUGAAGGCAGACCCGGCAUCUCCUUGUUGCGCAACGCCGUAUGCUCUCCACUGCAGCCGCUCGGCCUUGCCAUCUGCAAAAGGGACCCCGACUUCGACAGUUGUCAAGGCCUUUUGCGUAGCCUGCAGUCAUCGGUCGCGUCUUACCUAGGCACGACAUUUUGUUAUGCCGGCGUAGUCGUCCCUGACCAGACUUGGCAGUAUCAAGACUACAUCAUCAACAAAGCAAUCGAAUCAGUCGGUCUCCGUCUAACCCACCGGGUCUUGAGCGCUGCGAAGUUGGUUAUGUGGGCCAACCACAUUAAUAACCCAGGCACACCGCGUUACGAAACGCAAGCCGUUCUAGCAGUAGAUUACAGCGACUCUGGGCUGAGUGUUAAUCUAUUCGCCGACGACGAAGGAGUUGCGGGCGUUUUACGUCAAGUCUACGACCAGCAGCUUGGCGCAGAUCGUCGGGAACAGCCCGGCCAUCUGCAAGCCGUCAAAGAUUUACUCACAGAGGUUACUAAGGCCCCAUUGGGCCACGAUCUUUACGGACACCCCAUGCCAGAUACGAUUCAACGAGUUGUUCUUUAUGGCGAUACGGUGAUGGACGGAGGAUUCCUUGACAUCUUAAAGGCUGUUGUUGGUGAAGACGUGGUUAACAACGCCCACUCCUUUGAACCCGUCUUCGCCGCUGCGGUUGGUAUGGCAACAUCUUCUUUCGAGAGCAUGAACUGGUUGGACUUCAACGUGGAGCCUGCUUUCGGAUGUCGCUGGCGAUCGAGGCUCUAUGAUGCCCCGACAUGUCUAACAACUCGGGUACCGUCAUUGGUCACCGGCGCGAACGGCUAUCUAGGGCUCCACGUCAUCGACCAGGCUUUGAAGCGGGGGUACAACGUCCGUGGAACAGUCAGGUCUCAAAAAGCUGCCGACAAAGUCCGUGCGACCUUCCCCAACGACUAUGGCUCAAGGUUGACUACCAUCUUUAUCGAAGACCUCACCAACCCCGAGCUCUUUCGCGACGCCUUUGACCCAACGACCGUGGGCGUAAUUCACGUCGCAAGUCCUGUUCACGGCCAUGUCGAGGACAAUGUUCGCGACAUGUUGAACCCUGCCAUCAAGGGUGCCACGGGAAUCCUGGAAGCCAGCAAGCUGUACGGCGGUGCUGCUUUGAAGCGCGUGGUUCAUGUUUCUUCCUUGGCGGCGAUGCUUGACAACUCCAAGGACCCUCGUAUCGGAUACGUCUAUGACGAGUCUGACUGGAACCCAACCACAUUUGAAGAGGCAGCGUCUCUCAAAGAUCGUGUGGCUCUGUACUUGGCAUCAAAGGCGCUUUCGGAAAAGGCAGUUUGGGCAUGGAUUGAGGACAACCAGACCAAUUUCGAUCUGUGCUGCUUAAACCCUGCCCUGGUCUUGGGCCCUCACCUUGAGGAAAUUGGUAACUUGGAAGAAAUCACGUCAACUUCCAAGCUUCUUUGGCAACUCAUGGACGCCAAGGAAAUUCCGGAACUACAGUGGGCCGGAGUUGUGGACGUGCGUGACACGGCUGCUAUGCUUGUUGCGGCUGUGGAAACACCUGCGGCUGGUGGCCAGAGAUUCUUGCUCGGGCAUCACUUUGACUGGCAGACUGCCGCUGAUGCAGUCAGGGAAGCUUUGCCAGAGGUCAAGAAUCGAGUUCCCGUUGGUAGCCCGGGAACUGGUAAAAUGAAGGCUCUGGAAAACUUGUAUCAGGUUGACGGGAACGAAAUCGUGGAGGUUCUGGGUGUUGAGUACCGUCCGCUGCAGGCAACUGUAAAAGACACAUUGCAGCAGUUCCUUGAGAUAGAAAGCCGCCAGUAG
Messenger RNA from Colletotrichum aenigma, 2061 nucleotides. RefSeq lists its product as uncharacterized. Lineage: Eukaryota; Fungi; Ascomycota; Sordariomycetes; Glomerellales; Glomerellaceae. Gene Ontology annotation, molecular function: oxidoreductase activity, acting on the CH-OH group of donors, NAD or NADP as acceptor. The transcript is spliced from 3 exons. The record is from RefSeq and is a predicted model, not a curated record. The coding region runs from base 1 to 2061 and encodes 686 amino acids.